Messenger RNA from Onthophagus taurus, 4583 nucleotides. It is a transcript of the gene PKD, whose product is annotated as serine/threonine-protein kinase D3. The record is from RefSeq and is a predicted model, not a curated record. Gene Ontology annotation, cellular component: cytosol. Lineage: Eukaryota; Metazoa; Arthropoda; Insecta; Coleoptera; Scarabaeidae. Gene Ontology annotation, molecular function: ATP binding; protein serine/threonine kinase activity. Gene Ontology annotation, biological process: phospholipase C-activating G protein-coupled receptor signaling pathway; intracellular signal transduction; protein phosphorylation.
CCUUGUCCACAUAUUCUCCUUCUUGUCAUAAAUGUUCUUGGUUGUACCGCGAACAUUUUUAAUAAGUAAUAAAAGUAAAAAUACAACGUUUUCCAAAUGUUUUAAUUCUUAGUUUUACAUUGUAAAUUAAGAAAACUAGUGUUUGGCUGUUACAUGAAGCAUCGAAAGUGAUUUUAAAUCAGAUGUAAAUGCAAAUAAUUGUCGCGAUAUAUCAUACUAGUGUUUAUUAGUCAGUGUAACGGUAUUAAAAACUACUUACUACAUACGUUUGAUGUUAAUCUAAACGUAAAAGUUUUUUUAGGAUUCAUGCUGUAAAAAAUCGUGAUAAUUUAAGUCUAAAAGAAAAAAAUGGAUGGGCAGGGAUCUGAUAUUACCUUUAUUUUUCAAUUUGGACUCAUACGAGAUACAGUGACAGUUCCGCAGUCUUCCUUAAAUUUUAAAAACCUAAAAGAUUUAGCAUGUAACUUUAUCCAUAAUAAGAUUCCUGAUCAUGGAAUUAAUCGAUUGGAAGAUCGAGUGCUUUUAUUUCGACAUGAAUACACCUCGAAUAAUAUUUUACAAUUCAUUAAUUCUUCAGCUGAUAUUACAGAUGAAACGUUAGUUGAAAUUGUUUUAACUGGAAAGCCUCCUUCGGUACAAUCGGAAAUUACAAUUGUCAGGCCACAUGCUAUGUCUGUACAUUCAUAUAAAAUUCCAACCUUUUGUGAUUUUUGUGGAGAAAUGUUAUUUGGACUUGUUAAGCAAGGACUUAAAUGUGCAGGUUGUGGCCAAAAUUAUCAUAAACGUUGUAUAGUAAAAGUGCCAAAUAAUUGCUCGUACAUACUGUUAGAAGAUAAGCCAGGAAAACGGUCGCAUAAUCUUCAAGUGCCACGUAGUCCAUCUGGUGGAUCAAACUCAUCCGCGACAUCCGGAAAUUCGGGAAAUACCGACGAGACCAACAGCUGGAAUAGAUCAUUAGAAGCACCAACUUUAACAUUGGGAGGUCGAUUAAUUUCCUUCGAACGUGCGGGCCCCAAUCGAAUUCUACAUAAAUUUGAACUACAUACCUACAAAAUUCCAACCGUUUGCCAAGUUUGUAGACGACUUCUAAAGGGGCUUUAUAGGCAAGGUUAUCAAUGCGAAGGUUGUUAUUGGAACGUACAUAAAAAAUGUGUUGAAAAAGCUAAAAUAUAUUGCACAGCGGAAAAAAUUAAAGACGCCGCAAUUGGAAAUUGUGAUUAUGCUGAAAGUACAACAAGUAGUGAUAGUCACAGUAUAUCAAAUUUAAUUGAAGAUGAGAGCGAUUCAGAAAAAACAUCUCAAACAUCGCAAAUAAAUGGAUUAUGUGAGAGUGAAGGAGUUCCAGUUAGAGAUGAUGGCGAAUCUACACCAUCUAGUACUUUAUCUUUACAUAGUGCCAACAUUCCGCUACAGAGAAUCGUGCAAUCUGUAAAACAUACGAAACGUAGAGGAUCGAAAGUAAUUAAAGAGGGUUGGUUGGUUCAUUUCACUAAUAAAGAUCGAACUGUGAGGAGACAUUUUUGGCGAUUGGACACUAAAGCGGUAACUUUAUUUCAAAAUGAUAAAGGAUCUAAUUAUUAUCGUGAAAUUCCCUUGGCUGAUAUCCUUACAAUCGAUACGGCUCGCGUAAAACAAGGGGAUAUUAUGCAUUGUUUUGAAAUUCGAACAGCAAACAUCGAUUAUUUCGUUGGACAAGAUUUGUUGUCUAAUUUGGAUCAAGUACAACAAUUAAAUUUUCCGCCUCCAGAAACGGGUAUCGGUGCUUAUUUAGCGAAAAGUUGGGAAACAUCUUUAAGGCAAGCUUUAAUGCCUGUUACAACUAAUUUAAAAAGUGAAGAAAAUCAUGAUACUGAAGAAGAAGUAACUGAUAUGACACAGUUAUAUCAGAUUUGCCCGGAUGAUAUUUUAGGUUCUGGACAAUUUGGAACAGUUUUUGGGGGGAUUCACAAAAAAACGUGUCGACCCGUUGCAAUUAAAGUUAUCGAUAAGUUGAGAUUUCCAACGAAACAAGAAGCUCAAUUAAAAAAUGAAGUCGCUAUUUUACAAAAUUUAUCUCAUUUAGGUGUCGUAAAUUUAGAAAGAAUGUUUGAAACGCCUGAAAGGAUAUUUGUGGUUAUGGAAAAAUUAAAAGGAGAUAUGUUAGAUAUGAUUUUAUCGCAUGAUAAAGGACGUUUACCCGAAAGAGUUACUAAAUUUUUAAUCACCCAGAUUUUAAUAGCUUUAAAACAUCUCCAUACAAAAAACAUUGCACAUUGUGAUUUAAAACCAGAAAAUGUUUUAUUGAGCUCCGACGCUGAUUUUCCACAAGUAAAAUUGUGCGAUUUCGGUUUUGCUCGGAUUAUAGGUGAAAAAUCGUUUCGACGAUCAAUUGUUGGGACUCCAGCUUAUUUAGCACCGGAAGUUUUACUUAAUAAAUGCUAUAAUAGAUCGUUGGAUAUGUGGAGUGUUGGUGUUAUUGUUUAUGUAAGUUUAAGCGGUACAUUCCCAUUUAAUGAAGACGAAGAUAUUAAUCAACAAAUUCAAAAUGCUGGGUUUAUGUAUCCACCAAAUCCAUGGAAAGAAAUAUCUUCUGAAGCUAUUGAAUUAAUAAAUAAGUUAUUGCAAGUUAAACAAAAUAAACGACUUUCUGUUGAUAAAUCUCUUCAGCAUAUUUGGUUACAAGAUUACCAAACUUGGUGUGAUUUGAGAGCUCUUGAAACACAGAUUGGUUUUCGUUACUUAACUCAUGAAUCUGACGAUGUAAGAUGGGAAACUUACAAAGCAAAUUGCCCAUGACCAGCAAAAGGAUGGCUACAUAAUAUGAAAAAGUGCCUACGCGGUCUAAAGGCAUAAUAGAAAAAAAAAGGAAAUUUUAAAAUAUUAAAACGCACACAGUUUCAAGAUUAAUUAAAUAUUUAAGGUAGGAUAUGAUGUCAAUUUGUUUUUAAAUGUUUUAUUCAAAUGAACAAGAACGAAAAGAACAAGAAAUCUUCCAUUCUUCCUGAAAAUUUAUUGAUUUUUGUGUAUCGCCUAGGAAUUAAGAUUAUUAGCUGAUAAAAAUUCUCAGAUAAUCUCGUUUUUAUACUGAAAAAUUAUAUAUUUUUUAAAUCAACAUCACAAUAUGUACUCAUUUUUUUAUACUCUUUUAAAGUGCAAUUUAAAAUUUUAUUGUAACGUUAUUCUUUUUUAUAAAUUAUUUUUUUAAUCGUAUAAAUUAUAAUGUUAUUACGUAGAAUCGUGAUGUGAACGUGGAAUUUCGUAAAUUUUGUGAUAAGGUGUUUUUUUUAUGUAAAUUAUAAAAAAUGUGGUUGUGUAUUUGUUGAUCUGAUAUUUAAGGGAAUUUGAAAAAAACCUUUCCGUAAAAAUGAUUACAAUCUCUUAAUCUUGAAUCUCUUUUUUGUGGGAAGGUUGUAAUUCAGACUUACAUAUUAAAAGCAAGCCUUAAAAAAGCUGUUUUGUCUUAAAAGAAAUUAUAUUUUUCAAUGAAUUAAUGAAUCUGUAUACAUACUCUGUACCUUUCUCAAAAAUCUUUAAAAGAAACCUUAUCGUUAUAAUGUCAAAAUCUAUUUAAUGCAUAUUAAGUUAUUAGAAGAAUACUACCUUUGUCCCAUAAUAAGUGUCUGAUUUGUUGUAAAUUUAAGUCCCGAAAUAGAUAAAUUUUUACAAAUAGUAAGAAAACUCUAGAUUUUUAAGUAUCUUACACGUCAAGUUGAUGCGUUAAAAUUUUUUGACAACAUACAGUAUGGAAAAUCCAUAUUUGAACAUCCUUCGAAAUAUUAGAAUAACACGAAUUUUUGAUGAUUGGUUACUUCUGCAGUUCAAUAACCGAAUGGUAAAGGACAUUUUAAUCACAGUUGACAGAAAAAAACAUAUUCGAACAGUACAAACUUUAAUAAUAACUAAGAAAAUUAUUCUAAUGCUGCUUAACAACAGCACUUCGACACCAAUUCCGCUAGUUUAGUGGUUAAUUGAGGUGGUAUUUGAAUCCAUUCUGUUUUCAACGCUACUUUUACGUCAAUUACGUUUCUAAUUUCUUCUUGAAUAUUGACAAUAGUAUUAAGAUCUGUGAGUUGCUGCACGAUCCCAUGCCAUAUAGAAAAAUCUAUCUUCACCCACCAUUUCAUUUAUAGCCCAUGUCUCGGUCAUUUUCAAAGAAUUUUUUUGAGCAUAUUUAAAUGCUAGUCGUCUUACGGCUUUUGGUACUAAACCAUGAAACAUGUUGCUACAUUGCAACAAGUAUUCCACAAGUUUAGUUUCGUAUUUUUUGGUAAAUAUUUGCCUUUGUGCAAAAUUGGGCGAAAAGUUAACAUUUUCUAUACUAUAUCCCUUGUUAUUUCACAUAAUUAGCGAGUGAGACUUUUUCACAUCAUAAAUUGUCGCAGCAGAACUUAAACUCAUUGUUCUUCUAUUACAGCCAGUACGGCCCUUUUUAUAACAUCUUCCGAAAAAUCGUGGUUCGUCACCCUAUUGUAACUUUGCGGCAUACCUGGUCCUCAAAAUAAUAGAAUAAUUCGCCCUAUAAUUCGUUAGGGAUGCUUUGGACAGCUUUCCAAUCUAUCCCCAUGUUGUCUCUGAUAACAUGAAAAUUCGAAAAAAGAUUGACG